AUGGCUUAUCAGGGAACACAUUACAAUUAUCAGGUAAUCGUCAUUUUUGCAAUUCUACUGGGCGGUGUUUUGUUGCUAGCGAUGGUGAUCGGAGCUAUCUAUUUUGUUUGCGUGAACAACAUGAGAGACGAUGAGCGCAAGAGAAUGAGAUCUCCUCGACCCUCAUCACAAGUCUGGGGCCCACCACCUGGCGCCGUCGCUCCACAACAGCACUCAUUCCAGUCAUUUCCCUAUCCACCACAAGCAGCUGAUCAAUACACAGGCGGACGCCCAAUUUCGGCUAGCCCAGCCGUUCAACAAUACAACGUUUCGCAGAGCCCGUUAGUGACUCAAAUGCCUCAAGAUGGAAUGUACACGAAUCAGUACCGUCAAUUACAGCCUGAAGUCGUUUACACACAGGGUCCAAGCGGUUACAUCUCGCAGACGCCGGUCGACUACACAAUGAACCGAGAGCCUUUCCGCACAUCAGCUAUU
Messenger RNA from Mesorhabditis belari, 474 nucleotides. Lineage: Eukaryota; Metazoa; Nematoda; Chromadorea; Rhabditida; Rhabditidae. The record is from the annotation of a GenBank genome assembly.